Boeremia exigua is the source of this 645-nucleotide messenger RNA. Its product is annotated as DNA-directed RNA polymerase-like proteines I/II/III subunit. The transcript is spliced from 4 exons. The coding region runs from base 49 to 285 and encodes 78 amino acids. Gene Ontology annotation, biological process: transcription by RNA polymerase II; tRNA transcription by RNA polymerase III; transcription by RNA polymerase I. NCBI's taxonomy places the organism in Eukaryota, Fungi, Ascomycota, Dothideomycetes, Pleosporales, Didymellaceae. Gene Ontology annotation, molecular function: DNA-directed RNA polymerase activity; DNA binding; zinc ion binding. Gene Ontology annotation, cellular component: RNA polymerase II, core complex; RNA polymerase I complex; RNA polymerase III complex. The record is from RefSeq and is a predicted model, not a curated record.
GCCCUGUCCCGCAGCACCUGUCCAGCAGCACAAUAUCCUGCCGCCAGAAUGAUCGUCCCCAUCCGCUGCUUCUCCUGCGGCAAGGUCACCGGCGACCUGUGGGAGCGCUACAUGUACAUGCUGACCCACGAGAACAAAGUCGAGGUCGACGCCCUCGACGAGCUCGGCCUCACGCGCUACUGCUGCCGCCGCAUGAUCCUCACCCACGUCGAUCUGAUCGAGAAGCUGCUCAAGUACAACGCCAGCGAACGCGAGCAGGCACGCGCCGCCCGCCAGGGACGGUAGCCGAUGGGAGGGCGAUGGGAGAGACCAUGCAUUUAGGCGAUGCAUUGGGGCGAUGCAUUUACAGGGCGUUUUGGGGUGCUAUUGGGCAAGGGUCAACAAGAGAAGAGACAAGAGACAAGACGAGAGAAUGAUAUCCAUCGAGUCGCUAUGCGUGUGCAGUGAUUCCGAGAAUGCCGUGAAGAGAUCAGUGAAGAAUACCUACAGAGAAUCCAACGAGAAUCCGACGAGAGUCCAUACCGGGAAUGUCAAGAGAGCAUUUCAUGAGAAAAGCUGGAGAAGCUGGACAAAGACCAAUCUCAGACAAACACAAAGCUGAAGAGAAGGUAAGAAGCUCAAGAAUCAAUCAAAGACGAACAGAUC